CAGGUCGGGGCCGCGCGCCUCGGUAGAUGUAACGGCUGGAAGGCGGCAGAGGAGAUGACGGGGCCCGUGCUGAGCUCUCCGGUCUCAGUCCCCCCCCCCGGUUAUGUUAGUAGUACUGCCUGACCAGCUUCCGGCGCGCUUUCGGCGCUUCCGGUUUUUGUGCGGGUGAGAGGUCCGUGCAGACCGUCUGUGGAGUCCGUCACCGGGCCGGCUACCGAGGGGCAGGCCGCCACAUCCCCGGGCCUGAGGCUGCAGAUCGGGCGAGGCGGGGGGAGAUGCCCGGCCUGUGAGCCGCUCGCUUCUCUGUCUGAUGGCCGCCGACCAGGACAAGCUGGAAGGCCUCACACUGCCGGGCCGCAGAGCCAAAGCCGGCAUGCAAAUGAAGAGCCCAGAGAAGAAACGCCGCAAGUCAAACACUCAGGUAUGGAGGACGGGGGGUUGGGAAGAAACACAGCGCAAAGUAAAGGGACCAGUGAAUGGUCAGUUUCCAAAGGGUCCCUCUUACUCCCACCUCUCGGAGUUCGCCCCUCCACCUACUCCGAUGGUGGACCACCUGGUGGCAUCCAAUCCCUUUGAAGAUGACUUUGGGGCCCCGAAGGUCAAUGCUGCCGCCUCUCCCUUCAUGAACAAUCCUGUGCCGUUUGGAGGCUUCCGCGUGCAGGGGGGCAUGCCGCACCAGGUGCCACCCGGCUAUCCUGGGGGCUCGCAGCCUAUGAGACGUCAGCCCCCACCCUUCCCUCCCAACCAGAUGGGCCCCGGAUUUGGAAUGCCGCAGAAUCCGAAUUACGUUCAGCCGGGAAAUAUGAACUUUUCCAACCAGCCGUUCAAUCAAGGCAUGGGCCAGAGCUUCAGCCCCCCCGCCGGGCAGAUGAUGCAGGGGCCGGUGGGAGGGUUUGGCCCCAUGAUGUCACCCACGAUGGGGCAGCCACCUCGGGGGGAGAUGGGUCCGGCCCCUGUAAUGAACUCCCCCGGAGGUCCUCCGUUCGCUCAGCGCUUUGGUUCUCCUGGCCACCCCUUUGGGCAGGCGUCCAUGCAGAGACCCAGCCUCCCCCCGAACAGCAGCCCCUUUGCGGGCACCGACCAGACCUUCCCGUCCGGGGGGGUGGAGGAGCACAGCAAGAACUUAAACCCCCCCAGCAACACCUUCAGCCAGGAGCAGCACGCCGGCUCCCCGUCCGCCAUCAACGGCAACCCCCAAAACUUCACUCCAAACAGCGCCCCCCGGGGGAACAGCAGCCCCCCUGAAGUCAACAACAUCCCGCCUCCGAGCAAACCCACCGGCGGCUCCGGCCACCAGCCGCCCCCGGGCCUGGUCUACCCCUGCGGAGCCUGCCGCAACGAGGUGAACGAUGACCAGGACGCCAUCUUGUGCGAGGCCUCCUGCCAGAAGUGGUUUCACCGGGAGUGCACCGGGAUGACGGAGAGCGCCUACAGCCUGCUGACCCGGGAGGCCUCCGCCGUCUGGGCCUGCGACUACUGCCUGAAGACCAAGGACAUCCAGUCUGUGUACAUCCGCGAGCCCAUGGGCCAGCUGGUGGCCGCCAGCGACGGCUGAGACUGCAGGGGCCGCUCUGUGUCCUGUCCUCCUACCUCAAUGUAACCAGAAGACACGUGGGGCCCGCGCUGUGCCGCUUCUCAUAUUGUAUGCACUUAAUAAAUCCGCCCCCCGCUGUCCUCAUC
Bufo bufo (common toad) is the source of this 1680-nucleotide messenger RNA. It is a transcript of the gene PYGO2, whose product is annotated as pygopus family PHD finger 2. Lineage: Eukaryota; Metazoa; Chordata; Amphibia; Anura; Bufonidae. The coding region runs from base 311 to 1555 and encodes 414 amino acids. The transcript is spliced from 3 exons. The record is from RefSeq and is a predicted model, not a curated record.